UCGCGCGUCUGAUCUCGUCUCUGGUUCAACGUCUGGUUCUUUAUUCUAUGUAGGUGUUCUGUGGUCUCCCCCUUGGUCUCCCUACGCGCAUGAUUCAUUUGCGCCUUAUGUGGUGAUUAUGUGUUGUGCGACGCUACAGACAGCUUGCGCCAGUUCAUAAGUGUCGAGUCCAGUGCUUUGAAGAACAUGCGUUUUGUGUGUGUACCAUUUCAUCUAGAAAAUGUAACGUGUGUCAACUGACGUGUGAUAAAAUUAUGCUGGGUUUAACCCUAAUCGUUCCAGAGGCCUCAGCGUUUUGUGUAAGAACAGUACGGUGCCUGCCCAUACCGGAAAGUACUCUUUUUAUUGUUGAUAUGAGCCAAGGGCUGUGGUUUUGGCGCGGUUAGGCUUUCGAGUGGUAUCCAGAGCUAUCGGUGACAAUGGCCGAGCCGCCGGGUGACAACGUUAUCACCUACAAGUUGGUCGUGGUUGGUGACGGCGGGGUCGGCAAGUCGGCCCUGACCAUCCAGUUCAUUCAGAAACUUUUCGUCACGGACUACGACCCGACCAUCGAAGAUUCGUAUGUACAGAAUUGCAAGAUUGAUGGCCAGGGAUGCAUUCUGGAUGUGUUGGAUACAGCGGGCCAAGAAGAGUUCAGUGCUAUGCGUGAGCAGUACAUGCGCAAGGGGGAUGGCUUCCUGCUCGUGUACUCUGUGACAGACAAGCAGAGCUUUGACAACAUAGGCCACUUCCACACUCAAAUCCUGCGUGUCAAAGACCGCGAUUCUUAUCCCAUGUUGCUGGUGGCCAACAAAGUGGACCUGGUGCACCUCCGACGAGUCUCUGAAGAACAAGGCCGAGAGCUUGCCCAACAGCUGAGGAUAAGCUACAUUGAGACAAGUGCCAAAGACCCACCUCUAAACGUGGAUGCUGCAUUUCAUGAAGUGGUGAGGAUAAUUAGAAAUCAACCGCCACAGCUCAACCAGAAGCGACGGAGAAGGUGGUGGAGGAACUCCCGCUGUGCCCUGCUGUAACGAGCCUGCCAUGUGCCACUGGUGUGACCUUUCUUGAGUGACAGGAUGCAACAUUUUUUCCCCCCUUUUUUUUUUGGUCUUGUGGGUCUUUUGGGGAUGUAGUAUGUUAUUUUGAACACCGGGCAAUUAAUUUCGCAGCUAAAGAAAAUCAAUCCAAAUGAGUUCAGGCAGCAUUGGGGUUAUCCUUGGCGUACUUCCCAAAUCACACUGCACUGUGAUCUUUUCUUUUUCUUUCUUUUUUCUAACUGUUGCAGCCACAGUCACUCUUCCAUGUGCAGCUGUUAUUGCCAGUUUUUGCCAGCACAGCCAUUUUCUCUAGGCCUCUGUUUGAUUGAGGAGGAAAACAAACGAACCAAAGAUCAGAACAGAGCUCCAUGGCAGUUGCAUUGAUCAUUUUCAAAGCAUAAAGCAUUGUCAACAAGACUUUGUACAUAACUUGAGUGGCCAUAUUGAAUGAGCACAUCUAUGAGCUUUGGAACUAACCGUAUUGAUCUCUUCAUUCAACUGUGCUUAUUGUUUUCCAUUAUGCCUGACUUCAGGAGGCAAUUUAUCGGGAUUCAUCUGUGCUUCAUAUAAAGUUUCAACAGAAGCAGGUGAUCACAAGAGAAACAGAUCCCCUUCAGGAGCUGUGCGCACAACUGUGCACACCAAGAUAGUGCAUCAAAAGAAAAAGCACUUAUGAAAAUAAUCAUAUCUAAAAUGUGUCGCAAACAUUGUGAAAUCCUUAUGAUUGGACCUAUGUUGCAAGUUUGAGUAAAAUAUGUAAGGUGUCUUGGUAAAAAACGAGUUGGAAGGUAGAUGUCUGGGUAUUUGCUCUUAGUAUGUCGUCGUGUAGCGGGUCCACUUUUAGAGUGCACCUGUUGGGCGCCCAUUCCUGGGUAAAGUGUUGGCGUCCCUCGGGGUAACCGUGCAAACGUGUUCGUUAUCGUCUUCUGUCACAGUUGGCUCCGAUGCUGCUCAUCGUGCCAGCAUUCACAUACUGCCCCUCCCUCUGUGAAGGCGCUAACGGCACUGGCCCACUGCCAGUUGUGCCGUGAUUUCGGUCUCAAAUUCAUUGUCUCAGUAUAUCGCAAAAUGAAAAUGCGUAUCGAGCUGCGCUCACAUUUUCCAUUAGGACGACCGUAAUCAUCAGACACUUUGUUUCAUUGUUUUUUACAGUGUUUUACAUAAAUUGUGUGUUUCAAGCGGCUGGACCGAUGCUUUUCAAUUGUGCUAGACUAGAAAUAGUUGGUGCCUUUAUAUCAGAUGUUAUAUAGAGUUCUUGCAUGAAGUCCACAUGCUGUAGAGUUGACAAAACUGAAGAAUUUAAAAUUUAUAGUCUGUUAUGCAGCAACAGGCUUUUCAUGUUUCUGAAGAUACAGAAAAAUCUGAUAUAACUAAACUUUAAAUGGAAAGACUCAAUUGAUGCCUGAAGGGGAUAUGGGAUCAAUGCUCUUCCGUCAGGUGUUCACUUUGAGCAAGACAUUUAGUGUCUAAAGCGUGAGAUGGAUGCCGUUCUUCCCCCUCCGACUCUCUCUGUGGUCAUAUGUAAUAACUUAUUCAUUAAAGUGUUGAGACGCAAGGUACCAUUCCUGAAGGCAGCACACUUGGUUAGCUGGUGGAAUGCUAUCUUGAUGGAACCUUGUUGCAGGAUGUCAGCAUUGUUAGCAAGCACACCUCUUCCUAAUGAGCCAAGCUCCAAUUUUACAAUGGUGCGUAUGCCUACUUGCUUUAGAUCUGGCUUGUAAUUUCAGUGCAGCAUCUUUAAUACUUCACAUUUUUAAUGCCACUGUGUCAUUUAGUGACUGAACUUGUAUGCAAUCACGGCAAGUGCUAUUUUCUGUUCUCUUUUUUUUGGUCUACAAUAUUGAGGUAUCCUUAUGGAAGGUUGGCUGCCAGUUAUAUUAAAGGCCAACAUGUGUACCAAAACGGCAGAACCAAUGUUUAAGCAUUGUAAAAACUAGUCACUCACUUGGUGACUUAGCAAAAUCUGUGUCGUUAUUGUUGCUUUUAUGUGAAAAUUUUAUAGUAGUUUUAUGGGAAACUCUAAUGGAGUGUGUAGGUGUGUGCCAUAUGUUAAUAGUGGUUUCCUCAAAUCAUCAGAAUCUGUUAAAGUAUGUAACAAAUUUAUAUAAAUCUCGUUUUUCUUUUUUCUUAUUUUUUCAUUAUUUUGUGCAAUAGAACUUAAGUUCUCUUGCAAAUGUGCUUGGUUAUAGUUUCUUGUUUGCAAAAAAAAAAAAAGUUAUGCAAUAAGCCAACUUCUGUGCACUCUUGAAAGUAUUUUCCUUAGCAGUGGAAUGAAAGAAAGAGCUAAGGAUUUGGUCCCUUUCUUUAAAGUAAUACAGUGCACAGAUCAUUGCAGUAAACUCUCUAAACCUGGGAGGCAAUUCUGUAAGUGUCUACCUAGUGGACAUGUCCAUUUUGUCUGCUGCUGAAGUGCUGAUUGGCUGGGGGUGCCCGUCUCCUUGUGACAGGUACCCCAGCCCAGCCAAUCAUAACUCCAGCAGCCGAGGAAAUGUACAUGUCCACUAGGUGAACACUUGCAGAAUACCCCCCCAGCAGCAAUUCUACUGGAGACAGCGUGAAAAAUUGUCUGAAUUUUAUAAUUGAAGAAAUAUGCUCUACGUGCAGGCAUGUGCUGUAAACAAUCAUUGAGAGUAAUUAAUAAAGGGAAAAAGACAUCUACCCAAACGUAGCAAAUUUCUACAAAGGAAACCCAUAUGGGCUUUACGAAAAAAAGCCUCGAAGUAAAAAAAAAUUCAUCCUGGUCAGGGACUUAAACCCGGGACCACCGCCUUUCCGGGGCAGCCGCUCUACCAUCUAAGCUAACCAGGCGUCUAGCAGAUGGCAGGGUGAAGUUGAAUUUGUCAACAACUCAAAGUGAAGGCAAGAGUUUGAUGUAAUAGUUCUGUGGAAGCCAACCCGCAAGGGCGCGAGUUGUUGACAAAUUCGACUUCGCCCUGCCAUCUGCUAGAUGCCUGGUUAGCUUAGCUGGUCGGCUGCCCUGGAAAGGCGGUGGUACCGGGUUCGAGUCCUGGGCCAGGACGAAUUUUUCUUCAACUUCGAGGCUUUUCCUUCGUGGAACCCGCACGAGUUUCCUUUGUAGCAAUUUGCUACGUUUGGGUGGAUGUCUCCUUUUCCCUUUAUUAAUUACUUCUUUCACCUUGCGCGCUUCCACAGAACUAUUACGUCAAACUCUUGUCUUCGCUUCGAGUUGUUGACAAAUUCGACUUCGCCCUGCCAUCUGCUAGCUUUAGCUUAGAGGGCAGAGCGGCUGCCCCAGAAAGGCGGUGGUCCCAGGUUCGAGUCCCGGACCAGGACGAAUUUUUCUUCAACUUUGAGGGUUUUCUUUUGUGGAACCAGUAUGGGUUUCCUUUGUAGCAAUGUGCUACAUUCAAGUGGAUGUCUCUUUUUCCCUUUGUUAAUUACUUCUCUCCACCUUGCGGGCUUCCGCAAAACUAUUACGUCAAACUCUUUGCUUCGAGUUGUUGACAAAUUUGACUUCGCCCUGCCAUCUGCUAGCCGUCUGGUUAGCUUAGAUGGUAGAGCGGCUGCCUCAGAAAGGUGGUGGUCCUGGGUUUGAGUCCAGGACCAGAAUGAAUUUUUCUUCAACUUUGAGGCUUUUCUUUCUUGGAACCCAUAUGGGUUUCCUUUGUAGCAAUUUGCUACGUUUGGGUGGAGGUCUCAUUUUACCUUCAUUAAUUACUUCUCCCCACCUUGCAGGCUUCUGCAGAACUAUUACAUCAAUCAUUGAGAGUGAUAGCAAUUGCACACAGCUUGUUUGGUAAGCGCUGUGCCCAUUUUACAUGCAUUGCUUUCUGGGUUAGCUUAGCAAGGCUCCAUGGUUCCUCCAUGCUACAUUGGAGCAAUCGAGGAGCUUUUGCAGCCGUUAUCUGAUGACAGCUCCGUAAAUCUGAAAGUCUCUCUAUAAUAGCAGAAAACGCAUUGAAAAUAAUUGUUCAUGUGACAUAAAGGGAAGUGAAAUCUUUUCAUGGACAAGUACCUGGUGCAUUCAAUUACAAGUAAGCAAAUUGCAUUGGUAGGUGGUUGGUAACGUGCCACUUGUACACAAGUGAUGACAAAGUUUAUCCAUAGGCCAUGGAUUCUCUCAUUCUUGGGAACCAUGGUAUAUUCGGUUAUCUUGUAAUUUGCUAUUGUACUUGGGUAACAAUGCAACUGUAGGACCCCGCGAUUGGGUCCAUCAAUGUAAAAAUAACGUUUCAAUUUAUGCCUUAAAGGGACACUUAAAGGGAGACAUUAAAUCAAGCUAAGAGUAGUAGAUUGGGGUCCUAGAAACUCCUCAGUGUUUGUGUCCUGCUCCAAGAGAUAAGCUGCUAAUAAUAUUGCAGUUGACAAGAGCUUGCCCUUAAGAGUGCAGUGGUUCUGCUCUGCACCUAUGAUCUCCGAGCUCAUGCCCAUCUAAAUUCUGCUGCCCACACAGAGUGGAGUGCUGCACAGAGGGGGCCAGUCAUCAUCAUCAUCAGCCUAUAUUAUGUCCACUGCCGGACAAAGGCCUCUCCCUAAAAAUCUCCAAUUACCCCUGACCUGCACCAACCGAUUCCAACCAGCGCCUGCAAAUUUCUUAAUUUCAUCACCCCACCUAGUCUUCUGCCGUCCUCGACUGCGCUUCCUUCCUCUUGGAUCCCAUUCCGUAACCCUAAUGGUCCACCGGUUAUCUAACCUACGCAUUACAUCACCUGCCCAGCUCCAUUUCUUUCUCUUAAUGUCAAUUAGAAUAUCAGCUAUGCCCGUUUGCUCUCUGAUCCAUACGCUCUCUUCCUGUCUCUUAACAUUACGCCUAUCAUGCUUCGUUCCAAUGCUCUUUGUGCGGUCCUUACCUUGGUCUCAAGCUUCUUUGUCAGUCGCCUAGUUCCACUCUCUGCCCCAUACGUUAGCACCGGUAGAAUGCACUGAUUGUACACCUUUCUUCUUUUUGUGAUAAUGGUAAGCAGUCAGUCAGGAUCUGACAAUGUCUGCCGAAUGCGCUCCAACCUAUUUUUAUUCUUCCAUAAGUUAUCUUCUCCUGAUCAGGGUCUCCUGUGAGUAAUUGACUUAGGUAAACGUACUCCUUCACAGACUAGAGGCUGAUUGGCGAUCCUGAGCUCUUGUUCCCUUGCCCUGCUAUUGAUCAUUAUCUUUGUCUUCUGCAUAUUAAUAUUCAACCCCACUCUUAUAUUCUCUCUGUUAAGGUCCUCAAUCAAUUGUUGUAACUCGUCCCCAGUGUUGCUGAACAGGACAGUGUCAUUUGCAAAUCGAAGGUUGCUGAGAUGUUCGCUGUUGAUCCUUACUCCUAAGCCUUCCCAGUUUUUAAUGGCUCGAAUACUUAUUCCAAGCGCACACUAAGGGCCAGUAUGCUGCCAUAAAAUAUUCCAUUGUUGGACAGUGUUGAAAAAGUAGCAUCUGCAAGCUUUUCAACAGGAAAACCUGGUUAGAUUGGCCAGACUGUAUUUUCAUUCAUGGUCAUAAGUAAUGUAGCAAUCUUGUUUUAUCGUUGAUUGGCUACUAUUUCACAUUUAAACAUGGGACUUUAGACAUCAUUGGGAUCAGAAAGAGGUUAAACUUUAUUUCAAGAACUCGGGUCCGGCUUUACCUGCUUUGUUCCAUUUGUUGUCAGCCAGGUCGAGGUUUGUAAUCUGUCUGGUCAUGGCUUGUACGUAGUAGGCGCACAAGUCCACCACUUCUCAAGAUUAUGUAGGCCUACAAGAGAGCACAAGCUUGGCCAGGCAUGCCUCGAUUGCAAGGUGCUUUGGGAGCAGGUUUUGCAUUUUUGCAGUAGUGGUGCAUAUCCUGCCUUGUGUUCUUCAUGUUCUCAAUUUCAAUAUCGCUGUGCUUGGCAAGUGUGACAUUUUCAACUCUGUGUUGUAAUCUACCUACUAGCUUCAGGCGGUAUUUUUAUCUUUAGUGCCUCUUUGUGUUACAUAUGUGUUACAAUCAGCUGUGGAGAAAAGCUUACACAUCAAUAUAUAAUAAAAUAGUUGCUGUAGCUGCUUGCCUGCUUUGUGGCUGCUUUGCAGAUAUUUCAUUCUAUCACUCUCAUUAUUGCUUGGCAAGCGUGCUGCAUAUUCACAGUAUGGUAGUUGUCUUUGGGCCUUUGCCUUCAGCUUUGCCAAAUGAAGCAGCACCCAUUGGCCGGUGUAAUGUAAGUGAUCUCAGAUAUGUGCAUGUGGUGUGUAUUUGUACCGAUUUUCGUGCAGUAUUGUGCGAUGCUGAGGUGUCUUUACAGUUGUCUCUCUCAAUGUUACCCCUGCCCCUUUCUUUUUCAUACUUUGUUAUGUAUACACAAGCAGCGCACGUUUUCUUGCCUUUAACACAUAUUGAAAUGCAGCUUAAUACUUUCCAUAGCCAUUUGCUUUCUGUGCUAUACGUUUUGUUCUCAGUGAUAAGUGUUUCUCACAGAAGAAGUUAGUGCAACAUACCUCUUGCCUUGCUUAGUUUUUCUAAUUCUUAAUGCAAGGCAGUCAUAAUUAAACACAGACUUUGCUGGGGGCAUUUUAAACAGCUCGAGUACGGGAAUGAGAUGAGCCCCUGUAGUCUUGCCAUCUUGAAGUUCACAGUAAAUUUUUUGUUGCUGUAUUUUUGUUCCGUGGCACUGCUGCCUCGUAUCGCUAAUCGUUGUACCACAAGGGCACAAAAAUCGUGAAACGAUUGGAAUCCGUUCUAUUUCUUUAACCUCCUUACCUAAACACAGUAAGAAAGUGCUUUUAAGAGCCUUUUGAGUUCCUUGUUGGUUUUCAUUCCAAAGGUGAGCUGACUUGUCGCACGUGCAGUUUGUGGCUAUAGCUGGACAAAGCAUACAAUUCUGGGAGGUAUCUAUAUAAAUAUCAGUCAGAGUGGGAUGACACUAAAUACUAUUUUCCUUUCACUACACAAUACAUUGUUGAUGACACAGGUUUAGCCAGAUUUAUUGCAGCUAAUUGUCAACUGAGAAAUCACAAUUUUUUACAUUCGUAUCUGUGCAACAUAUGUUGGUGAUAUUUCCUUUUCCGGGCAUUUUUUAGGGACAACAUUGUCUGGCUCCCACCCAACAGUGCAUAGAAAGAGUGGGUUAGUUCAGAAUCACUUGAGUGUUCCCGAAGCUCUGCAGUGUUUGCAAAAAAAAACUAGUUUAUUUUCGCAAGUGUCACUACAGCACUGAAUAUACAUUGUGGCUACGGCUCAACUUUUGACGAGCUCUAAGCAUAUUUUCCCCCUUGUCUGAUUGAACAACUACAUUGCAAUCCAGUAUCUACUGCUGACCUGAAGUAGUACAGUCUUAUCUUUCUUGAUGGUACAUGCUUCAGCUUUGUACAAUAUUAUUUACAUCAGCUGUUUGAUGAUGAACCCUGAUAUUUUCAUUUCUGCUUCUUGUCUAGUCUGGCUUGGAUGUUUGUGGUUAAAUUAAUAUAUUUAUUAAUCUUUAUAAUGGCUACAUUUGUGCUGUGUACACCAGUGUUCUUUGGUCAUGUGUGCAUUUUAAGCAUUUUGUUAGAAUUUUAUUUUUGGCUUAAGGUCAGAAUGAACAGAUGAUGCAGAGAGCCGUCUUAGACUUUUGUUGUCCUCUAAGGAAGGAAGGCGCCAUUUUUUGUACAUGUGGUUUCCAGAAAUGAAGACCUUGAUGUUGACCUUGUGUUGAAGUGGCACAUGCUGUCAUCUUAACAGAAAUUUGAGGUGAGAGGAUUAUUAGCACACAUUUUAGUGUUACAUAUCAGCUUAGCAGCUGGUUGGUGGUAUUUAUGUUGGUGUAUGUUUUCUUAUUAGUGGUUAAUAAUGUAACUUAUGCAGCUUGUUUAUCUUUACAUUCUCAGCUCUUUGUAAAGUGGCUUGUUGUCUGUGUUACAGACUGUAAUAUUUAGUUCAUAAAACAUACAUUGUCUUAA
This is a messenger RNA of Dermacentor albipictus, 8848 nucleotides long. RefSeq names its product ras-related protein M-Ras-like. Gene Ontology annotation, molecular function: GTPase activity; GTP binding; GDP binding. Gene Ontology annotation, biological process: Ras protein signal transduction. Gene Ontology annotation, cellular component: plasma membrane. Lineage: Eukaryota; Metazoa; Arthropoda; Arachnida; Ixodida; Ixodidae. The record is from RefSeq and is a predicted model, not a curated record.